Molecule: messenger RNA, 4740 nt
Organism: Drosophila ananassae
Lineage: Eukaryota; Metazoa; Arthropoda; Insecta; Diptera; Drosophilidae
Gene: ena
Product: protein enabled
Exons: 10
Coding region: 895-2928 (677 amino acids)
Molecular function (GO): SH3 domain binding
Source: RefSeq, a predicted model, not a curated record
UCCACCUCUGUUAUCUCCCUUGUAAUUGUUGUUGUAAUUUUUUUUCAAUUUCAACUGGAGCGGUUCGGCCCGGACGGUGAAAACUGAGAAUACCUUAUAAUCGCGUCGCCUCAAUGAAUCGCCGGGAAAGGCCGUGAAGCAAGUACUUGGCACCGCGAAAAAAUCAUCGAGUCGGAGCGAGAACAGUGAUUCCAGGAAGAACAACGGCCUGGAAAUCUGCAAUUUGUUUGGCGCUGUCGCGGAAAAUGUUACUGCCGUCGAGUAGCUGUGAGUGUGUUUGAGCAAACAAAACCGAGUACAGCGCAAAAUAAAGGGAGUUGUGGUGACGCAUGUCGCAGAUCGCUCCGUGUGCUUGAUCCUGUGACGUUGGAAGUGCUCCUCAGCCAGAAUCCUUGGCCAUAAAAACAAAAAUAAAACUCCAUUUCGCGUCCAAGGAGCGAGAGAGAAGAAAAAAAAUCGUGUCUCUACUCCUUGAAAAGGAGUUUGCUGCUCUCCCGCGCUCUCCCUGUCGCCCCUCUCUCUCUCUCUCUCUCUGUCUUGCCGCCUCGUUCGCACGGGUCUGGUGUCGGCCUUCCAGCGCCUUGCGAAUAAAAUUUAAACAAAAGUUUAAUUAAUAAUUUCUAAAUCGCCAGAGAGAAGGAAUCGCUCAAUCUCUCUCUCCCCCCUGUCUCUCUUGGGGGCACGGCGAAGGAGGCCAAAGGAGAAUCAAGAGGAAGCAGCAGACGCCGCCGCCACUCGCACCACUACAGACGCAUUUUCCUCUGUGGAAAUGUUGUGAUCUCAAGGCCUAGACCUGGACUAGAGGAACCAACUGGAAGCACACUUACCCCCCCAAACACCGAAGAACCACCACAGGGCUGAGGCAGCCACGACGCCAACAGAAACCAAAUCGCAAUGACUGAGCAGAGCAUAAUCGGGGCGCGGGCCUCCGUGAUGGUCUACGACGACAACCAGAAGAAGUGGGUGCCCUCGGGCAGCUCCUCGGGCCUGAGCAAGGUGCAGAUCUACCACCAUCAGCAGAACAACACCUUCCGGGUGGUGGGCCGCAAGCUGCAGGACCACGAGGUGGUCAUCAACUGCUCCAUCCUGAAGGGCCUCAAGUACAACCAGGCCACCGCCACCUUCCACCAGUGGCGCGACUCCAAGUUCGUCUACGGCCUCAACUUCUCGAGCCAGAAUGACGCGGAGAACUUUGCCAGGGCCAUGAUGCACGCCCUCGACGUCUUGAGCGGCCGGGUGGCCAACAACCCGGGGGGCCAGCCCACCAACGGCAAUGGAUAUGAGGAGGACAUGGGCUACCGCACCAUGACCAGCGAGGACGCGGCCAUUCUGCGCCAGAACAACGGCAUCGGUGGCCACAUCACGCCCUCCGCCCAGACGCCCACGUCCCAGACGAACCAGAACAACAUCCCCCAGAGCCCGCCGACGCCCCAGGGCCACCAUCGCACCAGCAGGAAUUCCCUCAGCGCCCCACCGGCUCCACAGCCCCAACAGCAGCAGCAGCAGCAGGCACAGAUGGGCCAGCCGGGAUCCCACUACGGACCCACCGGGAACGGACCAGCCGCCAACGGCCUGCCGCCGCAGGGCAACCCCCAGCAGAUUCCACCGGCUCCCCAGCAGCCCCAGCAGCAACAGCAACAGCAGCAGCAGUUCCAGCAGCAGCAGCAGCCACAGUACCAGCAGCCCCAGAUGGUACCAGUCCAGGGGGGAUAUGCGCCCUCGCAGCAGUACCAGCAGCCCCACUACGUGCUCUCCAAUUCUAAUCCCAAUCUCACUGUGCAUCAAUACCCAACACAGCAGCAGGCCCAGCAGCCGCCGCAGGCUCCCCAGGCCCCGCUCCAGAACGGCGGCAUGUACAUGGUGGGCCACGGCCACCUGCCCAGCUCCGCGAGCGCCAACAGCGUGGUGUACGCCAGCCAGCAGCAGAUGCUUCCGCCCCAGGCGCCGGCGAUGCCGGGCCCUGGCUACGGCCUGCCCCCCGGGGCAGUUCCGCCCCAGCAGCAGCAGCAGCAGGCGGAGAAUCCCUACGGCCAGGUGCCCAUGCCGCCGCCCAUGAAUCCGUCGCAGCAGCAGCAACAGCAGCCGCCGCAGCUGAAUCGCAUGAGCAGCCAGGGAGGCGCGGCGGCUCCGGCCCCACCGCCACCGCCGCCAAGCUUCGGCGGAGCUCCACCUGCCCCGCCGCAGAUGUUCAAUGGGGCUCCGCCGCCGCCGCAGCCACCGGCUCCUCCGGCGCCGCCUGCCAUGGGCGGGGGGCCGCCAGGAGCUGGGCCAGGUGGGCCGGGGGCACCGCCUCCACCACCGCCGCCGCCGGGGUUGGGUGGAGCGCCCAAAAAGGAUGAUCCCCAGGCCGAUCUCAUGGGCUCGCUUGCUUCGCAGCUCCAGCAGUUCAAGCUCAAAAAGAACAAGUCCACAACAUCUGCUCCCGAGAACAGCGGCAGCAGCACCUCCAGUGGCGGCAGCGGCAACUAUGGAACCAUUGGCCGCAGCUCCAAUGGCAUGGCCUCCAUGAUGGACGAGAUGGCCAAGACGCUGGCCAGACGUCGGGCUCAAGCCGAGAAGAAGGAUCCUGACCCCGAACCUGAGGUGAAGCAACGGCCCUGGGAGAAGUCCAACACACUGCCACACAAGCUGGGCGCCGGCAGCGGCUCCGGAGGAAGUGGCCAUGGCGGAGCCAACGGCAGUUCGGGUGGAGCUGGAAGCAACACAACGAACAGUGGCGGAGAGUCGCCCCGACCCAUGCGCAAGCGCUUCGGCAGUGCCAGCGAAGAGACCAUUCUCAAGGUCAAUGGCGAUGGCCUGUCCCUGGCCCUUUCCAACGGAGACUUGGACACACUCAAGGCUGAGAUAGUGCGCGAGAUGCGGCUGGAGAUCCAAAAGGUCAAGAACGAGAUCAUAGAUGCUAUAAAAUCGGAGUUCAAUCGAAGAUAGAUUAGCGCACUGUCGGGAUAAUGGCCGGGAGGCAUCCAUCCUCUCCAGGAAGCCCUCACGACUGCUUUUCCAGAACCAGGAGCCAGGCGCCAGGAGGGGAGCAGGAGCCGGAUGAUCGGCCACAGCCGGGCGUGUAAUUUAAGACAUUCGCAUAGUAUUCGGAGGUAUCGAAGCUCGCAACAUUUCUAGAAUGUUGACGUUCGAUGUGGGCGUGGCAAGUGCUCGGGGGAAGCGCAUAUUCGGGAGGCACUUGCUCUAGGUUAACACAAAAAACACAUCUAGGCUAACGCGAAAAACACAAAAACACACAAAUACUGAAGGCGGGGAGUUUAGUCAAAGUAAUUAUUUUAUAAUUUAGAUUGGGAGGAAGCUAACCGACUUCUUAGUUAUGUAACUACACCUACCUACUGUUGUACAUUAUUUUGCAUAAGUCUAUAAGCCAAUUUUAGUGUGAGAAGCACGCCUGCAAUGUAUCGGUAGCCCCAAAGCCCUCUUUCGUUUGUUCCUUCAACUCCUUAGUUUGUUAUGCUCCGCCGGGGACUCCGCCCUCAGCCCCCAGUCCCCAGCCCCCUGUUUUUGUACCAAAAUCAAAAUGAUCAGCGUUUGUAAUUAAACAUAGAACGUACUUCUUACACAACAUGCCACAAAGCAUACAUAUAUAGACGGUAUAUCUACGAUCGUACUCAUUAACCUACACCUAAAGGGAACUAGUAUUACGAACUCAAAUCGAAACGAAAACAAUUCCACAAACAAACGCGUCAUCCAUCAAGGCUCCUUCAAGCAUUUCCUCCAUGAAUCACGAAAGCCACGACAACUUCCUAAGCACACGAUCUCAUACGACUCAAUUUUAAGAAACCAACCAGACCAGCAAGUCUUCAGCGAAUCUUCAGCCAAUCAGUUAGAGAACCGGAAACGGAAACGAAAACGGAAAGAAUCAGAUAUCGUAACAGAAACAGUUCAAACCGGAAUUGAGCGUGGUGUUCAGGACUCGGACUCUUAGGUCGAGCCACUUAGCGUUAGAAUCACACAUGAAUAAUCCCCGAUCUAUACAGCGAAAUUAGAAAGCUAAAUUAACAAUCGACUGCUGCGUAUUAUGCAUACAAAUAAUACAUAUAAAGUAUAUUUAUAUAGAGGAACGCCACUGAUUAUUGUAACUCCUCAUUCUCCUCCUCCUCCCCAGACGAUCCUGAACAUAUGCGUACCAAUUCAACUUCCAUAUACGACUAAGACUUAAUAGCGAAAUUAUUGAAUGACGGGACAGGCCAAGAAGACCGGAAGUGGGUCAGGAAGUAGGAAGGAUAUCCGAUAGAGAUGCUUAGGCGAGAGGACGAGUUUAGUUCUUAAGGCAUAAACGAAGUGAAAUUGUUUAUUAAGUGGACGAAGAUGAAGAUUUAUUUAUACUGAGUGGGGAGGCGGCAGUGGAGUUGCCGUCUCAGCCAGUAGUUGUGUAUAAUUCGAAUGCAUAUAUACAUUUUAAUUUUUGUAAUUUAACAAUAAUUUUUAUAUUGACUGUGCGACGGUUGCGGCGAUAUAUGCGAGUAUAUAUAUAGAGUAUAUGGAAUACCUAGUUAUAUGGCGGCCACACACACGGUUAGGUGUGUAUGUAAAUGUUAUGAUUUUUGUAUUUUUAUAUAUGAUCUUUGCAUUGCGACCACAAUGGAAACAAUUUAAUAUUAAACACACGUAAACUAUUUUAAAGCAAGUAAAAAACGGAUGCGCGCGGAUGCAUCAGGCGCGCAACUUUUUAUGUAUUAAAUUAAAUAUAUUAUACACUUAUAUACAACCAGAAUAUUCAAUAUACAUACGUGAAAG